AUGAAUAAGUUACUUGUAGUACUUUUGGCAGUCUGCCUUGUCAGUGUUCACGCUUUUGUAAAACGUGACGCUGAAACACCCCAAAAUGAAAACUAUGUAGAAAAAUACAGAAAGGACCUCGAGGAUAUUUCCAAGAAUAUUGGUACUAAAAUACAAGAUGCUUUUAACCCUGAACAAAUCAAAAAAGGAUUGAACGAUCUCAUCGACGGUAUUAAUAAAGCGUUUAAUGAAAUUAAGCCCAAAGAAGAGGUCAAGCAG
Brenthis ino (lesser marbled fritillary) is the source of this 258-nucleotide messenger RNA. Lineage: Eukaryota; Metazoa; Arthropoda; Insecta; Lepidoptera; Nymphalidae. The record is from the annotation of a GenBank genome assembly.